This is a messenger RNA of Trichoderma reesei QM6a, 864 nucleotides long. RefSeq lists its product as uncharacterized. Gene Ontology annotation, molecular function: protein binding. NCBI's taxonomy places the organism in Eukaryota, Fungi, Ascomycota, Sordariomycetes, Hypocreales, Hypocreaceae. The record is from RefSeq and is a predicted model, not a curated record. Bases 1 to 864 code for a protein of 287 amino acids. The transcript is spliced from 2 exons.
AUGGCCAGCUCAACGGCCCCGGAGACCCAUCAAGCGGCCCAAACCCAGCUCGUCCCGGGAUUAUCGACCCCUGGCGACGCCGGCGUGGAUGAUGCCAGCUCUGCGAGCGCUACUGUCGUACCAGCAUCUCCCACAUGCACUACGAGCACUCCCGAUUGCUGUCAAGCCGCCACAUCUACCGGUGGAUCUUCAGACGUGUUCUCUUCACUAUCCGAGCUUUCAUCCGCUCUCUCUGGCCUCGGUAGCGUCUGGUCACCGCCUCGUCUGGAUACUCUGCCAAGCGAGGUCUUGGCUCUCGUGGCAAGCUUUCUCGAUGUUGAUGACUUGUUGCGUAUCUCUCGUACGUGCCGUCGACUUCGCAACAUCUCCAUCGAUCCGGUGCUCCAUCACUGCCGCCUCCGCAAUGCUCGGUUCCUCGUAGCCUCCUAUCUCAACUCUCCGUGUCGGCCCUCGAUCGAUGAUCUGACAUCACGAUCCAUCAUCUUGACUCCAAAUGCCAUCAUCUCACGCCGGUUGGCACGGUCCCUCAUAUCCAUCCGCCUCUCCCGCCGUCUUGCUUCGCGGCUUUCCGCUAGCGACCUCGUCCAGCGCUCCGUGUUGCCCCAGGAAUGUGUCCCCGGCAUGGUCCCCGUACACGUCGCGCCAGGCCUGAUGGCUAGGCGGAAGACGGUUGAGAAGGAGCGCAUCAAGGACGGCUUGAGGCGGUGGAUUUCCGUCAAGUGGAAGCGCCAGGUCCAUGAGCGGGCAGAAGACGCGCGCAGGUCGGACGAGAUUCGCGGCGUUGGCCGUGUCUGGAAGCUGCGUCGUUUCUGGGAGAGGAUGAGUCGUGGUGAGAUGCCUGUUGACGGAGGCAGAGCAUGGUGA